GUGACGCUCCGGCUCUCCAGACGCGAACGCUUGUUCGGGCGCAGAGAGCUCGCGCGGCGCCCUGCGCGGUGCGCCGCGCGGUUCACCGCGUUGUCGCCGCUCGCGGCCAUGGAUCCACCGGUGGUAGCGCCGGAGAGAGCUGAGACGACGAUGGUGAGUUUUCAUCUUUUGCCGGACAUCCAACAUGUCCAGCCAGAGGAGCCUCACGAUGGCGACGCCGGAGAGAACUUCUUGAUGCCCGGGUUGACGCCCGGCGCCAGCAAGUCCGAACUGGGGUCUGGAACAAGCGGGAGCUGUUGCAGGUCAGAGCCCAUGUGUAGCCCGGAGUCGGUCAAGAGCCUCGGAGACACUGGGAGCAUGGCUUCGUGGCUGCCACACACAUUGCCAGGGAAAAGGAGAGCAAAGGUCUCUCCAUCUUUCCAGAGGCUGGUAGAUCAGCUGGUGCAGCAGCACCUGACUGAGCUCAACGAGCGGCCCCGACCGCCUGUGAUCAAGACAUCCUCCACAAAAGAUUCCUUGCCGAUCGAGAAGAUGCACUCGGUUGCAACAAAGAAUUCGUGCACGUCCAAAUUGUCAGACGUGCUCGCCAGCAGUGAGCUGAAGAGGCCGCGCGGCUCAGCCAGCACCACCUCCACACAGCUCUUGCUGAGGAACCGUCAGGGCAUGACUCCACUCCCGGCCGAGCGGAUCUUGUCCGCCUUCGCCUCGGAGGAGACCGAGCCUCUGCGUCAGGUGAACAGCAACGCGGCGGGCUCGUCCGACUCCGGUGGGGUCAGUCAGAGCAUCCUCGCGGAGUUCUUCUCCGAGACGGAAAGCAACUUCAAGCGGCGCUUCCAAAACUUUUCUCGAUUCCAGAAGUUGCGCUGGUGGCUCCAGUCCAAUAAUUUUGAGAUGAUGAUCAGCGCAGCGCUGUGUCUCAACAUCUUUUGGAUGGCCUUGGAGUUACAGAUCGAGGGCUUGGUGAUGGGGUACAACCUGGGGACAUAUCCUGACUCCAUGGUGAAGCCCAACAAUUUCAUCCUAUGGGACCAUGCGUUCGCGAUCGUAGACAUGUUGUGGGCGCUGUUCUUUGGCCUGGAGGUUUGCAUCCGAGUCAUGGUUCUGGGGAUCGCCUUCUGGAAAUCCUGGCUGAACUACAUCGAUGUGGCCGUCAGCGUGAUCUCAGUGGUGGAGGUGUUUGUGUUCAUGGCGCCGGCCUUUGGAGUGAACCCCGUGCUCUUCAGACUGCUGCGGAUGGGGAAGCUCUCGCGGGCAAUGCGCGUUGUCUCAAUGACCAGUGUGCUCGCCUCACUGCAGCUCUUGUUGAAAUGUCUGGCAGCUAGCCGGGAUAUGCUCUUCUGGAGUUUCCUACUCCUCACCUUUGUCCAGUGUGUCGCUGGCAUGAUCGUGACCACCUUGUGUUGGGAGUUCAUCAAGGACGAGACUCAGGAUGUGCAGCUCCGUGAUGACGUCUUUCGCUACUAUGGUACGUUCACACGGACCUUCUUGUCGAUGUUUGAGAUCAUGUUCGCGAACUGGAGCCCCCCUUGCCGUGUUUUGGUGGAGCACGUAAGCGAGUGGUUCUCCAUCUUCUUCCUCUUCUACAGGUGUGUCUUGGGUUUCGCGGUGCUGAACGUGGUGAAUGCCGUCUUUGUGCAGCAGACCAUGAAGACCGCCAGUAGCGACGAGGACUUGGCCUUUAAACAGAGGGAGAAGGACAUCGCCCAGUACAAUCGAAAAGUCAAGAAACUCUUUGCCACCAUGGACUCUUCAGGCGAUGGAGCGAUCAACUUUGAGGAAUUCUCCAAGUUGGUGAAGUCGCCCAAACUCAGGUUCUGGAUGAGUCAAUUGGAGCUGGAGUAUCAUGACCUGCUCAGCCUUUUCGAGUUUUUGGACAAUGGCGAUGGCAAUAUCACGCUGCACGAGUUCAUCGAUGGCGCCGCGCGGUUGCGGGGCAGUGCCAAGGCCAUCGACGUGUGGCGCAUGGAGACCAAGGUGGAAGUCCUUUUCGAGGAAGUCUUGAACUACCUGAACACUCUCAGAGAUGGGACACAGGCCGCGCCGAGUGGAACAGCGGACGCCGAUGGAGAGGAGGAGAAGCGCGUGACGGCAGCCAGCGUGGGGAGUGGAAGCCCGAGCCCAGAACAUUCCCGUGUUCAAGACAUCUUCAACCACUCCGUCUUCAGGCACAUCAAGGCGACCACCUUCAAAAGCGAGCUCGCCGAAGAUGAGGUUGCCGUGGAGGGCUAUGAGACAGGGGGCAGCCCCACACGCAGCGCGCGCAGCGGGCGAAGUGCCUCCCGCCAUUUCACCCGCUAAACAUUCGCAGGGAAGCCCACGCAGCCUGCGCUUUCUUGCUGAGCUCUGCUGCGUCGAGUUGAAGCGACAAACCAACACAAACAGCCUCGUUGAAGAGCAGAUGUAGCUGAUGCGGCAUAACUCACUGAGCGAAACCAGAGAAAUGAUGUCGCAAUCGACGAUGAAGAGAAGAAACAGGGUUCAUGACACUCUCAUGACACUUGUGAAGGUAGGCGAAGACUUUGUUUUAUCAAGAAACUUCCCAGCGCCUCGAGAUUUUUUUGAAGGCACAUGUGAGAAGAAGAUUUGCCUCGCGCCCCUACAGUUGGUUGCCCCUCCCGCCUGAAAGAAGUCGUGAG
This is a messenger RNA of Durusdinium trenchii, 2636 nucleotides long. Lineage: Eukaryota; Dinophyceae; Suessiales; Symbiodiniaceae. The record is from the annotation of a GenBank genome assembly.